GUAUGAAACAGCGGCCUCGUAAUUUCUUUGGAUAAAAAGUUUGAUUGCGAAAGCAUAAAGGCCAAACAUUUGUAACGCGUCCAGUGAUUGGUCAGAUGCUGGAGACAUGGCGCGCCAUAUUGACUGAUCGCGCGAACCCGAAAGUUUUUGAUGUGCCUUGCUCGCGUAGGCUAACGUCCAAUUUCAUCAACUUGCCUUCACAAUUUAACGUUUGAUUGGGGCUGUUCCAAGUACAAAAUGUGGAAUAACCAAGGAGGCUCAUAUGGAGGUGGAUUCAGCGACCAUGGGGGUCAAAGCAGCCAAGCAGGGGGCUACUUCAACUCUCCAGGUAACAUGGGACAAGUUGGUUCACCAUCUACAGGAGGACCCAAGGCUAAGCGAGCUCAGAACCUGAUCCCCUGCACCAUAGCACAGGUCCUGCAAGCCACACAGGUUGAUGAGCAUUUCAAGAUUGGAGAAGUGGAGAUUAAUCAGGUGUCCAUCGUUGGUCUGAUUCGUCAGGUGGAAAUAGCAGCCACAAACAUUUUGUACAAAGUGGAUGACAGAACAGGUCCCUUGCUUGACAUUAGACAGUGGAUCGAUAACGAUGAAAACACACCAGAGGAGUUACAGCCUCAGGUAUAUAGUGAGAACACAUACAUCAAAGUCAUUGGUAACAUUCGUACGUUUGGCGGUAAGCGAAGCAUCUCUCCAUUCAAGAUUAAACCCCUGACUGACUUGAAUGAGUUGACCCUACACAUGUUGGAGACAGUCCACACACACAUGCUGCUUACCAAGAGAAAAAGUCUGGGAGCAAGUACAAGUGGAACCUUUGGUACUCACCAGUUCAUGACGCCCUCCAAGGGUGGAAUGGCUAGUACAUCUGGCUAUGGAGCUGUCACCACAGCUAAUGGGCUGAACAGUGUACAAGCAGAGGUGCAUAGAUUGAUCACAGCGUGUCCAGACGAUCAAGGUGUGAGCAUCAACUUCCUUGCCACUAGCCUGAAAGGAACACCCUACAACAAAAUCAAAGAUGCCUUAGAGUUCCUGAGCAAUGAGGGUCACAUUUACUCCACAAUAGAUGAUGACCACUUCAAGUCAACUGACGGUUGAAAGUUCUACCCAUUAAAUUCAAACCUUCCAUCCAGAAAAUUGUUACUGCGCUUCCUUUUUCCCCUUCUCUCUUUGAAGUAUUCCUGGUGUUUUUACAGUUAUGCCCCAGGAAUGUUCUUUUUGGACGGACAUACCAGCAACAAGAUGUCAUUUUUAAAUAGCCCCUGUACACAGCCUGCUGUUUCAUCUGAAUAAUGGAUAAUAAGUAUUUGUGACUUAUAUUUAUGCACACAUUAAAUAAAUAACAUCAAAAGUUUCCAGACUACAUGUGAAUGUCUCCAUUUGGAGUGCUUGUGUUACAGAGAACAGCAAUAAAGGCUUUGCAUGGUAGCCAUCUUGAAGGACAGUUCUUUUGUUCCACAGGUAAACCUUUGUUCAUACCCUUUUGAACAAAACUGCCCUGUAAGAUGGCUACUAUACAAAGCUUCUAUACAUGUGUUUUUUCCUAUAAAAGAAUACUGAGAAAGAUUCAGGUUGUCCAAUUGAACAUUACUAACAUGCCAGGUUUUACAGACUUCCAUUAAUCGUACUUUGGACAGUCGCUAGUCUUGUGCAUCAAUGCUUGUUUUCUCCUUCUUUUGUUUAUACUGUGAAAAUUGUUUGACUUCAAGUCCUCCACUGGUUACCCUGGAGGAAAAUACCUUUUCCAUUCCAUUUUCUAUCAAACUGAUUACACCUUGUUAAUCAGAUUUAGUUGAAAUGUUAAAGUAGAAUUUCCUUUAGCAAUAGUACUGCAAAAGCCAUCGGGCAAGUUUUACAUAGAGUAAGCAUUUGAGAUUAAAACUGCACCAAGUUUUCCAAGUGCUAGGAAAAACCCAACGUUUGUAAAGAUUUGCCUUGGCCUUUUCUGGGAAAUGUUGAUUUGGUUUUUGUUGUGUAUCAAUCAUGCUUGUACAUUACAUGCCAGAUGUUUCAGAAGUCUGCUUUCCUCGUUAACAAAAUGGGGUCAUUUGUGAGAAGUUACGUCAUCUUUAUACUUGUAAAAAUGAUGUUUCACAAAUUGGAUAUACACGUAUAACCUAAUAAAUGUAAACCAAACUCUGCUUUAUAAA
Messenger RNA from Acanthaster planci (crown-of-thorns starfish), 2144 nucleotides. Its product is annotated as replication protein A 32 kDa subunit-like. Lineage: Eukaryota; Metazoa; Echinodermata; Asteroidea; Valvatida; Acanthasteridae. Gene Ontology annotation, biological process: DNA replication; nucleotide-excision repair; double-strand break repair via homologous recombination. Gene Ontology annotation, molecular function: single-stranded DNA binding. The record is from RefSeq and is a predicted model, not a curated record. Gene Ontology annotation, cellular component: site of double-strand break; nucleus; chromosome, telomeric region.